AGGGCUAUGCCAUGCAUUCUCCAGCCCUGCUUGGUCUUCUCCCGUGGGCUGAGCAGAAUACGAGGUUUUACGUGACUAGAAAGCCGCUCUUAUCGCUCUCUGGGCUGCCACAGCCCACUCAGUUCCUGGGCCCCCAACUCCUGGCCGCAGGCCUUGCUCUGAUGAGCACCAGGGAACCUUAUCUGUUGGGCGCAGCGCUCGGCCGCUGCUGGCAGCGAUAGCAGCCGGACUACAGCUCCCAGCAUGCUCCUCUGGUCGCGCGCCGCCCGUCUCGACUGUCGCUUUUCUAAUUGGAAGGUUCCUUCUCCCGGCUAGCGAGCUCCAGGACCCGACAGUGCGGCGUGAGCAGAGCUGGGGCGACAUGUCCUUGCACCUGGGUCGGCUGAGCGCUGGCCCCUGCUGGCGCACGGCAUGCGGCGGCCGCGGGGAGCUGCGCGCCUGGUCACGUCGCUGCGCGGCCCGACCCAUCGGCCGGUACCCUGGCACGGCUGGCACAGAACAGAGCCGGGGGAUGGGGCACGGCCCCACCGCGCGGGGCAGCUCUUGGCUGGGAACCGGACUGGCCACGGCUCUUGCAGGUUUGGCAGGGAUGGCGGCUGCUGUCUUUGGGCACGUGCAGCGGGCCGAGAUGGUUCCCAAGAGCUCCGGGUCGCGGAGCCUGCCUCCCGAGAAACCCGAAGAGGAAGACGACCUGGCCCGUCGCUGCAGUUGCUUCAUGGCCAUGCCUGUGACCGACCUGCAGGAGCUGCGGCGGAGACCGAACGAUAUGAAGACCAAGAUGGAGUUGCUAAUCCUGGAGACCCAAGCUCAGGUGUGCCAGGCGCUGGCACAGGUAGACGGAGUUGCCAACUUCUCUGUGGACCGCUGGGAGAGGAAGGAAGGAGGUGGUGGCAUCAGCUGUGUGCUUCAAGAUGGGCGUGUUUUUGAAAAAGCUGGGGUGAGCAUUUCUGUCGUGCAUGGAAAUCUUUCUGAGGAAGCAGCAAAACAAAUGAGGAGCAGAGGAAAAACUCUGAAGACUAAAGAUGGUAAAUUGCCAUUUUGUGCUAUGGGUGUGAGCUCUGUUAUCCACCCGAAGAAUCCUCAUGCUCCCACUAUCCAUUUCAAUUACAGAUAUUUUGAGAUAGAAGAAGCUGAUGGUAACAAGCAGUGGUGGUUUGGUGGUGGAUGUGACCUCACUCCGACGUACUUGAACCAAGAGGAUGCCGUCCAUUUUCACAGAACUCUAAAGGAGGCCUGUGAUAAGCAUGGCCCACAUCUUUACCCCAAGUUUAAAAAAUGGUGUGAUGAUUACUUCUUCAUAGUCCAUCGUGGAGAGCGGAGGGGCAUCGGCGGCAUCUUUUUUGAUGACCUGGACUCUCCGUCCAAGGAGGAGGUGUUUCGCUUUGUGCAGAGCUGUGCCCAGGCGGUCGUGCCCUCCUACAUUCCGCUGGUGAAGAAGCACUGUGAUGAGUCAUUCACAGCCCAGGAGAAGCUGUGGCAGCAGCUCAGGAGAGGACGGUAUGUCGAGUUUAACCUGCUGUAUGAUCGGGGCACAAAGUUUGGCCUAUUCACUCCAGGCUCCAGGAUUGAAAGCAUCUUGAUGUCGCUACCUCUCACUGCCCGAUGGGAGUACAUGCAUUCACCCUCUGAGAAUUCCAAAGAAGCGGAAAUCCUGGAAGUACUGCGCCAUCCGAGGGACUGGGUGCACUGAUGCGGGCAGCGCGGUGGACAGGCCCGGAACACGGCUGCGCAUCCCUGUGCUGCUCUGGCCUGCGCUGCUGCCACCGUGUGGCACUUGGAAGGUGCUAGAAUGUGCUGCGUACUGUCAGUGACGGGUGGCUGGGUGGCAGCUUGUCAGACUGGGUGAUGACUUAAAAACUCAUUGUGAUUUUAGAAUCAUUUUAUAUGACUGCUUUACAGAAUUUGACAUGGAGUUUCCAGAGUCAAGUGAGAGGAACAUCAAUAUUAUAUAUUGCCAGGAAGCUGCUUCUCUGGUUUUUCUUUUAUAUAUUUUUUAAAAUUUCAGUUUUCUGCCACAAAAGUCACUGAUGUUGGAUGCAUCUUAUUUUCAUUAAUUUUGUGAAGUUGAGCCUUUUAAGUAAUUUUAGGAACAGAAGUUGAAGGCAAAAGUUUUACUUGGUCAUGACAGAAGUCUCUUUGAUAUAAUAUUUAUGUAUUUUUCUCCAGAGUCUGUAGAAAAAUAAAUAUUCAUUUUCAUAAUGAUAGAUAUUUAGUAUACUUGAAAUUUUGUUAAUCUCUGCCUAUGUCACACUUGAGUGACCUAUAGUUUUAACUGUAAAGUGACAUUAAUAUUCUUUAAACAAGGGAUGUCUGAGUUGUAAUUUUGAUUUUUAUGGAACCAUAAUGUAUUGAUGUUUGGAUCUCUGCUCUUUCAAAUAUAAAAGCUUAUAUCCCUGGA
Messenger RNA from Ochotona princeps (American pika), 2398 nucleotides. RefSeq names its product coproporphyrinogen oxidase (gene CPOX). The transcript is spliced from 7 exons. Gene Ontology annotation, molecular function: coproporphyrinogen oxidase activity. Lineage: Eukaryota; Metazoa; Chordata; Mammalia; Lagomorpha; Ochotonidae. Bases 362 to 1690 code for a protein of 442 amino acids. Gene Ontology annotation, cellular component: mitochondrial intermembrane space; cytoplasm. The record is from RefSeq and is a predicted model, not a curated record.